UGCUUUGAGUGCCUUCAAGCUUAAACUGUUUUCUUUUCCUUGAAGAGAAAAUCUCGACGAUGGAGGCGAAAGACUGCAUGGAGUUGCGGCAAAAGAACUACACGCGGAGCGGCAUCUACACCAUCACACCUGCCUUCACAGGGGUGGGCGACGGCGGCAAGGGCUUUGAUGUCUUCUGUGACAUGGACACCGACGGAGGGGGCUGGACGGUGAUCCAGCGGCGGAUGAACGGGCUGGUGGAUUUCCAGCGGGGCUGGGAGUCGUACCGCCAGGGCUUCGGCGACCUGGAGGGCGAGUUCUGGUUAGGCAAUGACAAGAUCCACCAGAUCGCCAGCCAGGGCCGGUACACGCUCUACAUAGACAUGGAAGACUUUGAGGAUGAGACGCGGUACGCCAGGUACGGUCUCUUCCGGAUCAAAGGUCAGGAUGACAACUUCCGGCUGGAGGUCCAGGACUACGAGGGAGACGCAGGAGACGCUCUAGCAGCCGGCCAGCACAACGAAAUGACGUUCAGCACCAAGGACAAGGACAACGACGCUUGGCGGCAGGGCUCGUGCGCGUCCCUGUUCGCCGGCGCCUGGUGGUACUACAACUGCCACUGCGCCAACCUGAACGGCCAGUACCUGCGCGGCCAGCACCAGACGCACGGAGACGGAAUCAACUGGUGCACGUGGCACGGCUACACCUACUCACUCAAGGGGAGUGUCAUGAGGAUCAGGCCCGCGUGA
Molecule: messenger RNA, 728 nt
Organism: Branchiostoma belcheri (Belcher's lancelet)
Lineage: Eukaryota; Metazoa; Chordata; Leptocardii; Amphioxiformes; Branchiostomatidae
Product: fibrinogen C domain-containing protein 1-like
Exons: 4
Coding region: 60-728 (222 amino acids)
Source: RefSeq, a predicted model, not a curated record